AUGGCUGAACUCUUCGGCGUCGCCGUAUCGGCGGCUCAACUUGGUGCAGCAUGCUGUUCUUUGAUCGACGUCUUGAGGAAGAUAAGAGGGUGCGCAACUGUACUCAAAAAAUAUUAUAACCAACUACAAGAACUACAAAGCCUCUCUAUCAGCAUCUCUGAAAACCCUCUUCUGCAGACUCCUGAGAUAGGGACUCAGACAAGAGCUCUUCUAUCAACGAUCAACAACAACUGCAUCAACUCCCUUCUGAGAAAAAAGAAAUUACUACGAGCUUGGGGCUUUCUGUAUCGAGAGCAAGACCUUCUCGAUAUCUUUGUUACACUUGAACGACAGAAGAGUACCCUCUCCCUGACGAUCCAUCAAAUACAGUCCAAAGCAUUAUAUCAGAUCCAAACUGAUAUCCAAAGAAUGUCUUCCAACAAAGUCAUGGAGGAAACAAGGGCCAGGCCCCAGCAGGAGGACUUCCUUGAGUUUCUCCUUCGCAGCGCGACUUUGGAGAAUCCCUCUUCCCUUCACAAAGAGAUUGUCCCCGUCAACUUGUCUCGCCAUCCGAACACUGCAAAGGGACGAAUGGCGGUGGCCUACGAAUACCAGACAGAAUCUCGCCGAAGCAGUACCGCCACUAUCGCCGUUGUACCCACAGAAUCAAGCAUCUCGAACGGCUUUGUCACAAAGGUCAACCAUGGCCUCAAAUGGGUUGGCUGUGUGGCAGAUCAAGGGUUUGACCAAAACAACGGACAUGAAUGGGACAUCAACAAAGACAUUUCCAACCCAAUCGAAGAAAGAAACUUUGUUAAAAGCGAAUACAGAGAUUUGCUCAAGAUAGGAAGUGGCAACCAGCACAACGGCCAUUCUCUCGAGGUUUCAGGCGAUGUUGCUGGCAGAUUUACUCCCAACAUGGACGGUGACCGAUGGACUCAUUGCAACGCUAAGGCUGGCGUCGCAGGAGAGAAAAUUGGAAAAUCUUUUGGGACACAGACCAAUGGUCUCAAGAUUAAGAUUAAGAAGUGA
This is a messenger RNA of Fusarium venenatum, 1011 nucleotides long. RefSeq lists its product as uncharacterized. NCBI's taxonomy places the organism in Eukaryota, Fungi, Ascomycota, Sordariomycetes, Hypocreales, Nectriaceae. The record is from RefSeq and is a predicted model, not a curated record.